Haplochromis burtoni (Burton's mouthbrooder) is the source of this 2570-nucleotide messenger RNA. It is a transcript of the gene zfyve19, whose product is annotated as zinc finger, FYVE domain containing 19. Gene Ontology annotation, molecular function: phosphatidylinositol-3-phosphate binding; metal ion binding. NCBI's taxonomy places the organism in Eukaryota, Metazoa, Chordata, Actinopteri, Cichliformes, Cichlidae. Gene Ontology annotation, biological process: abscission; mitotic cytokinesis checkpoint signaling. The transcript is spliced from 11 exons. The record is from RefSeq and is a predicted model, not a curated record. The coding region runs from base 168 to 1544 and encodes 458 amino acids. Gene Ontology annotation, cellular component: centrosome; cleavage furrow; midbody.
CUUCCGCGUUGCUUCCUGUUUUGAAUGAACACCUGAAAAUAGUUGCUAGUAGCUAGCUGCCAAAUUAAUGCUCACGACUGAGUGUGUUUUCUUAGACAUUUUAACCCACUGUAGCUGUAUCGAUAGCAUUAACAUCCCCCUACCCAUGAGCCUCUGCAUGUGUCGAUAUGGACAGUCGAUGUUAUUGUUGUGCAUCCAAGUUUAGCCUCUUCAAGAAGGAGCUGGGCUGUAAGAACUGCGGCCGCUCCUUCUGCUCCAGCUGCUUGACUUUCAGUGCUGUGGUGCCUCGCUGUGGCAACACCCAGCAGAAGGUCUGUAAACAGUGCCAUGGUAAUCUGACCAGUGGGCCAUCUUCAACCAGUGCUGGCAGAUGGUCUCCUCCAGAAAACUAUAAAAAACGGGUCGCUGCACUUGAGGCCAAACAGCAAGGACAGCCAACACAGCCUGUGAGGACCAGCAAAGCAGGACAUCCACCAACCAGCGGCCUGAGCAAAGAAGAUCAGGCAAUUGCUGAAAGGCUUCAAAAGCUCAAGGAGGACACAGCACCUAGGUCUGUCCCCUCUGACAAAGAGCUCGAGUCCCGACUUGCUGCUCUGAAAGCUCCCAGCAAGCCAGUACCUUCUGCACAGGAGAUGGAGGACCGUCUGGCCACUCUGCAGGGUCUCCCUCCACCAUCUCAAGCUCCUCGACCUGUGCAUCAGCCUCCAGAAAACCGGACCCAGACUGAACAAGCCAAUGAUUUGAUAAGUCAGAUGACAGAGGAAGUUGCAAUUGACAACCAACAAUCAAAUCCUGAAUGCAGUGUAGAUGGCCGUAUGAAUGAUCUCAAUAAAGGUGAGGCAGGUACAUUGGAUGAGAAUUUGGAAGAGAACCAGGAUGCAGCCAAGCAGCUGGAGGCUGAGAAAGCCCAUCUGCUCGAGGAAGCUAUGGAGGAGCUGAGGAAAGAAAGUCACUCUCAGGAUCAGAUCCUGCACAUGGCAAAGAGGCUGGCACAGCUGAAGGGGCAGGACCCGGACAAAGUUACUAUGGAGGACUUCCAGCAACCUGACAGUGAAGAGGAGACUGAAGAAGAAGCUGUUAUGAGAGUGUUAAAACAGCUCUCAGAAGAAGCUACACUAGAUGAAGCCAGUGGCUACAACAUACCUUUAGAACAGAGUGGGCCAAGGAAUAGGGAAAAUAAAAAAUCGUCCAAGAAACCGGCUCCGCCUCCGGCACCUAAGAGCAGGAACCUACCUGCUGCCGAUGCACAUCAGCCGUCAGACAGUGACGAAGAAGAGCUUCCGUGGUGCUGCAUCUGUAACCAAGAUGCCAGCCUUCGAUGUCACACCUGUGAUGGAGAUCUGUACUGCAACCGCUGCUUCAGAAAGCAGACACGUCGUGAGCUCAUCUGGGAUGAUGUACACUCCCAGACUGCUGUCAGCUCUGCACCGAAGAAGCACAGAGGAGUCAGUAUAAAAGGAUUACUAAGGGCUUUGUUUUCUUUUGGCAGUCACUGCAGUCGCUCUUGUAAUCUGUGUUCGGCUGUGUGUGUAAUUUCGUUAUAAAUAAAGGAUAAGUGUUAGCAACUAUGUCACGUCGUUGAGAGCAUGCAGCAUACCUUAGUCUUAAUUUAAACAUUAAAGCCUUAUUUUUCUUCCCUUUUAGAUCCAACGUAUUAUUACUUGAUAAAAAUAUCUCAGUCUGUCAGGCCUUGUAAGGAGUGCAGUUCUUAUAUUAUACAUGCCUUUGUCAGAGAAGUUGAGGAGAACCAUAUAAAUUUCUAUAGUGGAGACCUCACCCGAAAGACCCUCUGUGUUUGACAGAAGGCCAGAGUGCAGGCUCAUCAGCGUGCAUUACUGUCUGGCUGAGGAGAAACCAUAAUUACACUCUUCUCUUGGGGUUUGCUCCAUUAAGGUUCAUAUGGAAAGUGUUACUGUGCCUUUUCUGGCCGUGUCAUACACAUACCCCAGACGGGAAAUGGACGAGGAUAAUGGAUGCAUCCUUAAUGGAACAUCUUGUUGCUGAUCUCCGUGUGUUUACACCUCCUCUUGACAUGUCAAAGUUUCCUUUGUUUCCAUCAAUCUGUUGAAAAUGCCUGAAAACACUACUUUAUGUUUUGGGAAUAAAAUGCUGACUGCCGUUCUGUAGGAAAGUUGUCUGUAGACUGUAGGGCAAAAUCAUUAUCUGUGUUUCUGAGCAGUUAUGAGCUCAGGGUAGUUUAACUGGUACUGUAAACCAAUUAGUGUAAUGUACACGCCACUAUUUAUUUGAAUGAGUGGAAAUGAUAAUACCUGAUGAAGCAUAUUGGUGUAUCACUUUGUUAAAAAUCAGAUGUGAGCAUUGUCUUGAAAAUGUUGAAAUGUUUUUAUUUUCUUUUUUUACAUUUUGACAACACUGUUAUCUGAACAAAAAUAUUUAUGUACAUAAAUAAGCAACUAAAAAUGUACAGUCAUACACAAGAAACAGUCCGUCUGAGUAAUAGUCAGUACAGCUUGUAUCACGUGUACGUUAUUGGUAUGGUAUUGGGAAACAAAAUGUUGAAGCAGUCUAUAAAUGAAUUUGAAAUAACAUUAAAAAAAAAUCAAUUCAAA